AGGCUAGACAACACAUUGCAUCAGACAAGCAGACAAGGGCGAGGGAACGACACGCAACCGGUUGUCGUUCGAGAUUGUUGAAGCCUAAAGUGACUAUUAGAAACGUUAAAAUGGCAGAAACGAAUUCAUUAGAUGAAGAGAAGAAGGGUCUAACCGACAUGAAUGACUCUGCGGCCGUAGAAAUAGACCAUGAUGAUUCUACGGUGAAAUUUCUCAAUGGCGGCAAGGGCAUCGACGCGAAAGAGGACAGCGGAUCGGGUGACAUCUCGUUCACAGGACUUGGGAAAGAGGAGUUGAUGAAGUAUGCCGACGAUCCAUUUUGGAAGAAAGUCAGAAUAUUCCUGUUCGUUCUCUUUUGGGUAGGAUGGUUGGCCAUGUUGAUUGCAGCAAUCGUCAUUAUCGUGCUGGCUCCUCGCUGUCCAUACCGCCCCGAUACGAAAUGGUACGACGAAAACACUGCAUACCAAGUAUACCCCAAAUCGUUCAAGGACAGUUCGGAAAGCCAAAGUACAGAACCAUCUGCCGGAGUAGGGGAUCUAAAAGGUCUAUCCAGCAAGUUACCCUACUUCAAAGAUCUUGGAGUGAAGUCACUGUACAUCAAUUCUUUCUACAAGUCUGGAAAUCAGGACAAUGGGAUGGAUGUGGUUGACCAUAAACAGAUUGACUCCAUCUUUGGCACAAUGGACCAGUUUAAGGGAAUCCGUAAACAAACCAAAAAUGAGAUGCGUAUCAUCUUGGACUUCAUUCCUAACCAUACAAGCCGUAAUCACACUUGGUUCGAGAGCAGCAGGAAGAAGGAAGGAGAAUACAAAGAUUACUACGUCUGGGCACCUUGUACACAGAACAGCAUGCCUAACAACUGGCUGAGUGUGUAUGGUGGAUCUGCCUGGGAGUAUGACUCAGAACGCCAGGAAUGCUACUUGCACACAUACCUGAAGGAAGAGCCAGACCUUAACCUCCAAAAUCCAGAUGUGCUGAGGGAGUUAGAUGAAAUUUUCCGUUUUUGGUUGGACCUGGGAGUGGAUGGAUUCAAUAUCAUUGGAGCAGAGCACUUGGUAGAAGCAAAUUCCACUGCUAACGAAACAUUGAGUGGUUUGCCUGUCUCUACAACUGAUUAUGCAUAUUUGGAACACACUCUUACUCGCAACCAGCCAGAGUCCGUCUCCCUCAUUAGUAGGUGGAGAUCUAUUGCCGAUAGCUAUGCAACUAAACCAGGAAAAGAAAAGAUGUUGAUGGUAGCAGCAACUGGAAGCAUCAAUGAAACCAGCAUGUAUUAUGGUACAGCUAGCAAGAAAGGUGCUCACUUUGUACUUACAUCUCCUGUAGACUUCUCCAAACCUGUGACUGCAAGCAAUAUAGAAUCCAGGAUCCGUGACUUCUUAGAUGCUGGCCAAACCAAACGGGCAUGGACUUAUGGGAACCAGGAUGAGUCUCGUCUUGCCACUAAAGCUGGAAGUAAGAUGGUGAAGGCAAUGUUGGCCCUCCAGAUGUUGCUGCCCGGCUUACCUGUCAAUUACUAUGGUAACGAGAUAGGAAUGGAGAAUGGCAACAUCCCCUACGCAGACAGAAAGGAUAUCUUGGUGGAAAGUGUAUCCUUGGCCAAUUAUGACCAGAGUAAGAGUAGAGACCCAUACCGUACGCCAAUGCAAUGGACUAGUGGUGUGAAUGCUGGUUUCUCGGUUAACAAACCUUGGCUGCCAGUCAAUAGCAAUUCUGUCAAAGUAAAUGUUGAGACUGAAACUGCAUACUUCAGUGACAGAAAUAUGGACGAGACACAACUCUAUGCCUUCAGGAACUUGACAGAAAUCCGAGAAGAAGAAUCUUUCCAGUGGGGCAAGACCACUGUAGGUACUGUACACGACAGUCUGUGGUUUAAACGCCAUGCAGAGGGAUUCCCGGGCUUUGUUGUCCUUGUGAACCUGGGCACGGGAAGCCAGACUGUGAAGAUGAACAAGGUCGCAGAUAUGCCUGCCCAAGUGGAGCUAGUGUUUCACUCCCAGUACAGGAUCGCAGAGAUUGAGAGCAACCUUGACUUUGACAAGAAAUCUGUUUCCAUUAAUCCUGGCCAAGUCCUUGUUUUCAAGUUUGCAUAAAUUUUAAAAGAUUGAAGCGAAGAUUGAAGCAUGUGUCAAUUUAUCAGUAUAUCUAACCAUAAUAUUGAACCUCUCUUUUUUUGCAUAAAUAUGUCACGAAAACAUACAUAUUUUGUUGAAUAUAAAUUAUGCUGUGGAAAAUAAUCCCGAAAAUGUUUUGCAAGUUAAUUUAAUUCAAGUUGCAGAUUUUGAAUUAUUGACAAAUGCAUAGGGUGUAUUCCUCUUUUGAACAUGAUUAAAUUAUUAUUGAAAAUCAAAGUACUUUGUAAUAUAGUAUCUUUAAAAUAUUACUUGAAAUAAACCUUUAAAAUAUUAAAGUUGACACAUGCUUUCAUCACAUGAACAUAAAAUUGCAUCUUUACUGAUAAUGUAAUUGAGGCACUGACUGCAUGAUGACCCUACUAGGGCAGAAAGUCUGUUGUAUCUUUCUUUAUCAGUGUUGAUCAUAUUUGAAUUUGAACAGCUACCCGUCGACCAGGACAUAUUGUUUGCAAACAUUUGCUAAAAUGAAACCAAAAGAACAAAAGAAAUCCAAUCAAAUAAAAAAGUUAACAUCUUA
Pecten maximus is the source of this 2652-nucleotide messenger RNA. RefSeq names its product probable maltase. Gene Ontology annotation, biological process: carbohydrate metabolic process. The coding region runs from base 111 to 2093 and encodes 660 amino acids. NCBI's taxonomy places the organism in Eukaryota, Metazoa, Mollusca, Bivalvia, Pectinida, Pectinidae. The transcript has 10 exons. The record is from RefSeq and is a predicted model, not a curated record.